This is a messenger RNA of Hevea brasiliensis (rubber tree), 1274 nucleotides long. RefSeq names its product ethylene-responsive transcription factor 3. The transcript has a single exon. Gene Ontology annotation, molecular function: DNA-binding transcription factor activity; DNA binding. The coding region runs from base 330 to 1040 and encodes 236 amino acids. Gene Ontology annotation, biological process: regulation of DNA-templated transcription. The record is from RefSeq and is a predicted model, not a curated record. NCBI's taxonomy places the organism in Eukaryota, Viridiplantae, Streptophyta, Magnoliopsida, Malpighiales, Euphorbiaceae.
AAUGAUCCGAGUCGGUUUGUGGGGGCGAGAGAAGGUAGAGAAAUCGAGAAAGAAAAGAAGGAAAAGCCAUUUCAGCCAUAGAAAGAGAAAAAGCUAUUGCUUCUUCUACUUCCUCCUCUCUCUUCUCUCUCCUUUCAAAACCCUUGAUUUAUUUUCUCCUUCCUCAAUUCAUUUUUGCCCCCUCUGGUUCCAUAGUUUCAUUUCAUACAUGAGGAGUUGGUUUUGAUCAACCGUGUUGGUGCUGAUUGUGGGUUUUCUUUUUUCUUCUUCUCGCAAUCCACCCCUCCUUUUGUUUUUCAUUUUUAAUUUUAUCUCCUUUAACAACCCAUAUGAGGAGAGGAAAAGGAGCCGCUGCAGCCGCCGUAGCUAAGCAAGUGGUGGAGCCAAACGGAUCAGCACCUCAAAAUAUCACAAAUGGAAAAGAGCCCAGAUACAGAGGAGUCCGAAAAAGACCAUGGGGCAGAUUUGCCGCUGAGAUCAGAGAUCCCUGGAAAAAAACGAGGGUUUGGCUUGGCACCUUCGACUCUGCGGAGGACGCUGCCCGUGCCUACGACGCCGCAGCCCGCUCUCUCCGUGGUCCAAAGGCGAAAACCAAUUUUGUUUCGGACUCCCAUUUAUCUCCUUUCACCUACCAAAAUCCACAGGAUGCUUUCAUGGAUCACAGAUUAUAUACAGCUAAUGGGUUUCCCGAGCAUCCCGUAAAUCCACAGAGACCCACGUCUAGUAGUCAGAGCAGUACGGUGGAGUCAUUCAGCGGUCCCAGGCCGCCGCCUCAGCAAACAACUACGGCAACAAAAAAGUCUGGGCUUCUGUUGUCAGCGACAGCGCCCAGGAAAAACCAUCAUCGGACACCACCGAUGGUACCUGAGGAUUGUCACAGCGAUUGUGAUUCAUCUUCAUCGGUUGUUGACGAUAGAGAAAUUGCAUCAUCCUCGUCCUUGUACGGCAGAAAGCCCUUACCUUUCGAUCUGAAUUUUCCACCGCUGGAUCAGGUUGACUUUGUUAUGGAUGAUCUCCAGUGUACUGCUCUUUGCCUUUGAUGAUGAUAAUGAUGAUAAAAGAAAAAGAAAAAUCAUUUUUUAACAUUAUUGUGCGGAUUGAAGAGAAAAAAAAAAGAAAAAAAAAUUUCACAUUAGGUUAAGAUAAACUCAUCUUAAUCUGUAUGAGGAUGCACGAAUGAUGUUUUGUUGAUGAUUAUGUUUGUCAGAUUAUGAUGGACUUUUAAAUCACUGGUUACAGAUCCAUCUAUGUAAAUAAAACGCCUGAUUUAGCUA